This is a messenger RNA of Thermothielavioides terrestris NRRL 8126, 2592 nucleotides long. RefSeq lists its product as uncharacterized. Gene Ontology annotation, molecular function: zinc ion binding; DNA-binding transcription factor activity, RNA polymerase II-specific. Bases 1 to 2592 code for a protein of 863 amino acids. The transcript has 3 exons. Gene Ontology annotation, biological process: regulation of DNA-templated transcription. Lineage: Eukaryota; Fungi; Ascomycota; Sordariomycetes; Sordariales; Chaetomiaceae. The record is from RefSeq and is a predicted model, not a curated record.
AUGGCAUCGGCAUCCGUCACGUCGGGCGCCUCGCCGCUCUCCGGCUUCGAGUUCGACUUUCCCGCCCAUCCCGACUCCACCGGCGAUCCUGAUGAGGCCUUCUGGACCGCCAUCAGCAACCCGAGCUCCGGGUCGCUGGGCCCGUUCCUAUCGAGUCCGGCCAGCCAUAGCCUGGGGAGUUCGUGGGCAGUGGUGGGAAACAGGCACAUCACCGAGCUCGAGCUGUCGCCCGCUGCGCUGCCUUCGCCCCUGAACCCCGACUUCGACCAGCAGAGCCGCUAUUCGGGCGCGUCGUUCGUCGAGCAGGGCGGGAAUGCCGCGCUUGAUCCUCCCGUGCCGGCCGACAUGAGCUUCCUUAACCAGGGGCUGGCGCAGGACGGGCUGGACUUGAUGCCUCCGGGCGCGUUCGCGUUCCAGGACCAGUUUGACUCCGAGGAGCUCGACCCCGUGUUCAACCCCUUCUCCUCCACGAGCAUUCUCGAGGAACAACAACCGUCGGAGCCAGCGGAGGGAGUCAGCUUCGAGAAUCCGCAGCCUACUCAGCCCGGCACUGGUGCAGCGCCAUGGGGGCCCAUCAACCCGCGAAACAGCAACGCUGACCCCAGCCAAACCAUGCCCCCGCCCAUCAGCGAGUCGUCCCCCAUCUUCGUCUUUGAGGAUCCCGCAUUCGUCUCGCCGUCUCCGCCGCGGCAGUACUCGCCCUCGCUCCACUCCGCCUCCGUCAGCCCGCCCGCCGUCCCCAGCCCCCGCUCGCCCAUUCAAAUCAAGCUCGAGUCUGGCGUGCCUGAGCCCAGCAGAUCCCCCGUGACGGCGGCGCCGUCGGCUUCAGCAUCCUCAUCGUCCAAAGCGAUCCCCAUCCGCAAAGUCAACUCAUCCAACCGCGUUCAGAAACGCAAGACGACCGCACCAGCCGUCACGUCCGCCCCUAACAUCUCGCCUUCCGCCUCCAUAGGCAGCACCACCGCCAGCAAAUUCCUCAUCGUCACGCCGCGCUCCAUCGACCUCGCCUCGAAGCAACUCCAACGGCAGCAACAACAGCAACAACAACGAUCCUCCUCCUCUUCCUCCUCUUCUUCCUCCGCCUCCAGCACCGGCAGCACGACCUCGGCCCUGCCCAACCCCGCCGCGCUAUUCGAGUGCUUCGACGCGCUCGCGCGCGGGCCGUCGCAGCGGGGCCGCAAGGGCCCGCUGGCCACCGACACGAAGCAGUCGGCGCUGCAGGUGCGCCGCAUGGGCGCCUGCUUCAGCUGCCACGCGCGCAAGGUGCGCUGCGACUGCGAGCGGCCCUGCCGCAGCUGCGUGCGCCUGGCGACGCAGGUGCCGCAGGUCGUGUGCUGGCAGUUCGCCGACUUCACCGGCGUGCUGUUCCCCGAGUUCGUGCGCGGCCACCUGCGCCGCGAGGAGGUUGUCCGGUUUGUUGAGGCGAAUGUCGAGUCCUUUACCGUCGCCGGCGUCGAGGUGCCCUGCACCGUGCGCUUGGUCUCCGGCGUCGGGUUUACCAAGGCCGUGCUGGAGGUCAAGGCCAAGGGGUUUACCGCCAGGACGCCGGACGUGCUGCAGCAUUGGCAUGUGGUGGUCGGGAGGGGCGGGGUGGAUCUGCAUUCGAGGGGCGCGGCGCCGAUCGGGUUGGAGGUGACGACGGCGUCAUCGGCGGCCGAGGGGGGCAGCAGCGGCAGCGGCGGAGAUGCGCAGAAGAGCGAGCUGAAGCGGCGGCUGAGGGAGUACAUCCAGGCCAUCGUGGACGAGCCGCGGUUCGCGGAGCUGGUCACGCCGCCGCCGCAGCACACGGAGCUGCCGCGGCGGGUGCUGCGGAUCGUGCACGACUACGCGAACCGCUGCGACGCGCCGAUGGUGCGGCGCGCGCUGUCCAUCUACGCCAUGCACUUCGUCAUGACGCGGCACCUGUGCCUGACGCAGGCCAACAUCGCCGAGCUGCGGCCGACGGGGCUGGUGCCGCAGGGCGUGCCGUGGGUCACGCCGCGGGUGCUGAACCGGCAGAUCAAGGCGGUGCUGGACGAGAUGCUGUGCCGCGAGAUGGUGCAGCUGUUCGAGCACUUCGCCAAGGCGCUCAAGCCCAAGCUGCGGCGCGAGUGGGCGCCCUGCCUGGCCUCCUUCCUCGUGCUGUGCCUGUUCAUGGAGUCGGUCGAGACGGCGGCCGACAUGUACGUCAUGUCGGACAACGAGAUCAACCUGCGGCACCACUACGCGCCGGCCUGGAAGCGCUCCUUCGUGCUCGACGUCAACGCCCAGAUCGAGAACAUGCCCUUCAAGCAGUUCGCCUUCCAGUUCCACCAGAUCUACCAGACCCACUCGCGCGACGCCGCCGCCCGCAGCUUCAACCCGCUCGUCGACGACGCCUGCUUCGAGAUGGGCGAGCUGGACCGCGAGGCGGCCGACAUGGUGCGCCAGCUGAGAUGGUUCAUCAACGAGGACUGGCCCGAGCUGGACUACUUGACGGCGGACCCGAUCCUGCCCAACAUCGAGGACCACCCGUAUCCGCGGAACGUGGCCUACAACUACACCGGCCGGCUGCUUGCCAAGUUCUUGCUCUCGUUCACCGACGAGAAGUACAUUUUCGAUGGGAAGGCGUGA